Molecule: messenger RNA, 2701 nt
Organism: Spinacia oleracea (spinach)
Lineage: Eukaryota; Viridiplantae; Streptophyta; Magnoliopsida; Caryophyllales; Amaranthaceae
Product: endoglucanase 5
Exons: 9
Coding region: 149-2044 (631 amino acids)
Biological process (GO): carbohydrate metabolic process
Molecular function (GO): carbohydrate binding; hydrolase activity, hydrolyzing O-glycosyl compounds
Source: RefSeq, a predicted model, not a curated record
CAACCCAAAACAACUUCUCUAACAUUUGAAAAAGUUUAAGUGAUUCUUAUUUUCUUGAUUUCAUAGCCAUUUAUAACAUAUACAUUUUAAUCGAAGGCAUAAUAUUUAUAACUAGGAAGGUAAAGAAGAAAGGUUAGAAAAUAUCAUAAUGGAGUUUAGGUUGCGUUUGUGUCCACGUUUUCUUCUUGUAGGGUUUAUUGGCCUACUAGCGUUGGAAGCUAUAACCAUGGUUGCGGGGUUUGACUAUGGUGAAGCCGUUGACAAGACCUUGUUGUUUUUCGAGGCUCAAAGGGCUGGUAAAUUACCAUAUGAUAAUAGAGUUAAAUGGCGCACUGAUUCUGGCAUGCGUGAUGGAUACUCCCAAGGAGUGGAUUUGGUUGGAGGGUAUUAUGAUGCAGGAGAUCAUGUGAAGUUUGGGCUUCCAAUGGCCUUUUCAGUAACAAUGAUGGCAUGGGCCGCAAUUGAUUUUAGCAAAGAUGUAUUAGCCGCUAACAAAAUGGAUCAAACGUUGUGGGCUAUUAGAUGGGGAACUGAUUAUUUCCUCAAGGCCCAUACCCACCCAAAUGUUCUUUGGGCACAGGUGGGAGAUGGAGCAUCUGACCAUCUUUGUUGGGAGAGAGCAGAGGACAUGACAACCUCAAGGACAGCUUACAAGCUAGAUUCCUCCAACCCUGGCUCCGAUUUGGCUGGGGAAACUGCCGCGGCCUUAGCUGCCGCCUCAUUGGCUUUCCGGCCUUACAACUCCUCCUACGCUCAACAACUUGUGCAGCACGCUGAGCAGCUUUUCUACUUUGCGGAUACAUUUAGAGGCUUGUAUGAUGACUCAAUCACAAAUGCUGAAAAAUACUACACAUCCUCCGGCUAUCAAGAUGAGCUUCUAUGGGCCGCGGUGUGGUUGUAUAGAGCAACCAACAAAGACCGGUACUUGGAGUAUGUGGUGCAAAAUGCUGCUUCCAUGGGUGGUACUGGUUGGGCCGUAAGGGAAUUCUCUUGGGAUAACAAGUAUGCAGGCGUUCAAGUCCUCGUUUCUAAGUUAUUGUUGGAAGGUAAAGGUGGAGCAUAUGCAUCCACAUUGAAGCAGUAUCAAGCCAAGGCAGAUUACUUCGCUUGCGCUUGCGUACAAAAGAACAAUGGCUUUGAUGUUCAGCUCACUCCUGGCGGCUUAGUGUACGUGCGCCAAUGGAACAAUAUGCAAUAUGCAUCCUCUGCUGCGUUCCUCCUCGCUGUCUACUCCGACUACCUCUCACAAGCAAAGGCUGUCGUAAACUGCCCUGAAGGAACCGCGCAACCACAAGACCUCUUCAACUUUGCCAAGUCUCAGGCUGAUUACAUCCUAGGGAAAAAUCCCAAGUCCAUGAGUUACUUAGUGGGAUACGGAACGAACUACCCGAAGCAAGUGCACCACAGAGGAGCAUCCAUAGCCUCAAUCUCUGUACACAAUGCGUACGUUGGAUGUGUCCAAGGGUUUGAAGAAUGGUAUCAUCGUACAAGUGCGAACCCAAAUGUCGUACAUGGUGGUCUUGUAGGAGGUCCAGAUAACAAUGACGAGUUUGAUGAUGAUCGUUCCAACUAUGAGCAAACUGAGCCUACCAUUUCUGGUACCGCUCCUCUAGUAGGCCUGUUCUCUAAGCUGAGGAGCUCAAACACAUAUUCUACUCCAUAUGCUCGAAAUACACCGAAAUCUUCUUAUUCCACGCCGACUACAUAUGUUAAGAAGCCUCAAAAUGCACCAAAAAAUCCUUACACCACCCCAAAUGUUCCGAUUAGGUUUAAGCACUCCAUAACGGGUACAUGGAAUGAUAAAGGACAAACCGUUUAUCAUCACACAGUACUAGUUAAGAACAUGUCAAUGAAGACGGUUAGAGAGCUCAAAUUGAAGAUCGAAAACCUCUCAGGACCAAUAUAUGGUCUAAUACCAACUGGCGAAAAGAACAUCUUCCAAGUCCCACCUCAUCUCAGAGUGUUGUUGGCUGGUGGUGAGUUGGAUUUUGUUUACAUACAAGGCGGUCCUCAAGCUAAGGUCUCGGUUUACAGCUUCCAUUAAUGAGUCAGAACGGAUCAUGAGUCAUGGUUAUGGGCUAGUCGGAGAUAUGCCGACCAACCUGAACUCGGGCCAUUCUUGAUCAGCUCUAUAAUAUUUUGACUAUUUUUCAUGUUCUUUCUUUUAGUGUCCUGCGUACAUUUAUUAACUCUUUAAGAGUGAGUCUGAUAGAGUAUAAAACUAAUCUUGGGGUUCAACGAGCUACGAUUUCCUUUCCUCUGUAACCCUAGCGUGCAUACUCUCCUUCAUCCCCUCUUUCAAACUCUGUGGCCCACCAUCAUCAACUAUACACCAUGGUUGAAGCCCCAAGAUUAGUUUUAUACUCUAUCAGAGUCUUCAUACAACCGUAAGGUUGCUGAGCAAAAAUGAGGCUAACGUUGAUUCUUGGAUACCCACACUUCCCGAUGAUAUCAUCUUGUUUCUGGGUACACUUAGAGCAAAAGAAAAAAACAGUCUUGAGUACAGACCUAGCUCUAUAUGCAUCCAGAAACAAUUAAAAUAGAUUUUGUAAUUUUUGCCACCCUUCUUAGAAUGGAAGUGUUUUGAGGAGGGGCAUUGUAUAUUUAGAGGCCUAAGAUUUCUGUGUUUGAUGAGUUUUAUUGUUUACAAUGUUGUGUAUACGGAGAUGAAAUGAAGGCAUCCCAUUACAUUUGGAUCCAA